Sander lucioperca (pikeperch) is the source of this 1870-nucleotide messenger RNA. RefSeq names its product excitatory amino acid transporter 3-like. Bases 10 to 1605 code for a protein of 531 amino acids. Gene Ontology annotation, biological process: L-glutamate transmembrane transport. The transcript has 13 exons. Gene Ontology annotation, cellular component: plasma membrane. The record is from RefSeq and is a predicted model, not a curated record. Lineage: Eukaryota; Metazoa; Chordata; Actinopteri; Perciformes; Percidae. Gene Ontology annotation, molecular function: L-glutamate transmembrane transporter activity; neutral L-amino acid transmembrane transporter activity; glutamate:sodium symporter activity.
CUCGGCUGCAUGACCAUGGAGAACGACGUUACUGAGGAGGAAAUCACUUCUGGCACCAGAAGCUGGAGGGAUUUCAUCAAUACAUGCUGGACUUACAUUCUGGAGAAUAAGUUUCUGUUUUCCAAUCAAGCCGCUGUUAUCCUGGGCAUUGCCCUGGGCUUGACUCUCAAGGCCUAUGGCCAGGUGGACAGCAACAUCCACCUCUACAUCGGCUUUCCAGGAGAAAUGCUCAUGCGGAUGCUUCAGGUGGACACGGUUCCACUCAUUGUUACGAGUGUGAUAAUGGGUGUUUCUGGACUGAGCGUUCACUCUUCCAGGAAAAUCGCUCUACGUUCUACAGCAUACAUUUUGUGCACUACUCUGAUAGCUACGAUUAUAGGGAUAACACUGGUUUUGUUGAUGAAGCCUGGAGUUGCUUAUGGUAGUGAAAUAGAAGAGGGACAAGAAGGGGAGGACUUCUCCACUGCUGAUGCCCUGAUGGAUCUUUUAAGGAACAUGGUCCCACACAACCUGAUUCAGGCUUGCUUCCAACAGUUCAGGACUGAGAAGACGGAGAUUGAAACUGAAGACUAUGAUUACAGUAGUAGCAUGAUGAAGAAUGUGACCGAAGUGCGAAAGAGGGGCCGCUAUGUUAACGGCUUCAACACAAUGGGUCUGAUUGUCUGGUCUUUUGUUUUUGGCGUGAUCCUCAACAAGAUGGGAGAAAAGGGGAAAAUCCUUGUCGAGGUCGUUACUGUCAUGAACGAGGCCAUAACAACUACGAUCGACAUGAUAAUGGGCUACUUGCCAGUUGGAGUGAUGUUCAUGAUUGCAAGCAAUGUUUUGGAGAUUUACGACUGGGAUACUAUCUUCAAACUUGGAAUGUUCGUUUUAGUGGUUAUGAUUGGGCUUGUAAUCCAAGGAGCAAUAGUUUUACCACUGAUCUAUUUCGUCUUUACGAGACGUAGCCCCUUGGCUGUUAUGAGGGGGGUUUUUCCUGCCUUAAUGACUGCACUGGUCAUCUCGUCCAGCUCUGCCACACUGCCAGUCACUUUCGAAUGUUGUGAGGACCGACUGAAGAUCGACCAAAGAAUUACUCGCUUCAUACUGCCCAUUGGGACCAGCCUCAACUUGAACGGAUCUGCCAUUUAUGAAGUGGUCGCAGCAGUUUUCAUUGCCCAACUCAACAAAAUUCACCUGGACUUCGCCCACUUACUUACCGUUGCUGUGACGGCAGCAGUGGCCAGCAUAGGAGCAGCAGGGCUCCCAGCUACAGGAGCAGUGACCACUCUUUUUGUGUUGGCGGCAGCUGGUUUACCUGCAAAGGAAGCCUCCACUCUGGUGGUUGUAGAAUGGCUCCUAGACCGCUGCAACACUGCUAUCAAUGUCAUGGGAAACUGCUAUGGCGCAGCACUCAUUUACAGAGUGUCGACACAAGAACUGGAACACAUGACAAGGAGGGAUGCUGCGAAUCUUGAAAAUAUUCAGGUCAAUAUCAGCAGCCAGGCCUCUGAUGAGGACAUUUUCCACAGCGAUGCGUCCCAGAGCGAGGACAUUGGUCUCCAGAUUCUGCGCACCCCACCAGAAUAUCUGUCAGACCAAGACAGCGAUGACCAGAAUGUGUAGUGUCAACUCAGAGUACAACAGGGACAAACACUCUCAUUUUUUCUGAUGAAUUUCUGAUUUUCCGACAAGACUAACAUAAAAAUGCACUUAAAAUAAAUGACACUUUCACUUUGUACAGUGUAGUUAUUGAAUUGAUGAAAUUGAACUAACUUGGAUUUAUUUCAGUAUUUAUUGGUCAAUUAAUUAUGGGUCGACCGAUACUGUUUUUUCUGGGCCGAUACCGAUUAUUAGUAGUUAAUGAAACCAAUAACCGAUAUUUGGAACU